AUGUUCGAAUUGCGGCAAGAAAUUUUAAUGUCUAAUGGAAGCGUUUCUCAUUCACCGAAUAACCUAUCAGUUUUCUUUCAUGAAGCAAAAGAUCUGACUCUUGCUUGUAUGGUACAUGAGGAUCAGAUUGCAAUAUUAAACUGGGAUCAAGGCCUGAAUAGUUUUACAUGUAAUAAUCUGCCAAUCAAAGCUAAUAACUUCGAUGCGCCCGUUAUCGUACUGCAAGCGAAAUACUGCACGCCAGUGUGCAGAACAUUUCCUCUUUUGGUUAUUACUACUUCCAAGGGAGUAAUGAUUUACGAUGUGAAAACUUUCAAAUUACUUGCAUGGAACGAGAUGAGUGAUACUUCAGAACCAGCAACAAGAAGUGAACAAACAUAUCGCUUUACAAAAGGAAUUACUUAUGUAGAAAACUUGAUAGCUGUUGGAUCACAUUUAGGAGAAUUGCUAGUAUUCAGGUGCUCAGGUGAAAAUUCCGUAACUUUCAAAAGAAGUGUCCAGGAGCAUGAUUUUGCAAUAGCUGAUGUAGCUACUUGCCGUUUUGAUGAUUUAACGUGUUCUUGCGAUGUUUCGGGUAAUAUCGCUGUUUGGGUCAAAAAUUUCAAAAGUGUUCAGAAAAAAUUCAGUACUGGGCUUGAAAUCAAUUGCAUCAACGUAUUAAGAAAGCAGGUCAUUAUUGGCACUUUCGUGGGUCAGCUAUUAUUUUAUUCGACAUUGAAUGGACAGUUAAUGGCUGAAGUGAAUGCACAUGUCCGUCAAAUAAAUGCAAUUGCUGUAGCUCCGGAAAGUGCUUAUGUUUUAUCAGUUAGUGAUGAUACAAUGAUACACUUAUGGAAAUUGCAUAUCCGUAAGCCCAAAACUUAUAGAGUUGAAUGGCAGUAUAAUAAAAGAGUUGAAAACAUGCCACUGGUGGGUGCGCAAUUUAUCAAUGGUCGAGGAAGUGAUUUUGUUGUAGCAGCUUAUGAUUAUUCCAAGUUACUUUAUUAUCAGAUAACGAAGAAAUUGCCAGAAGGAUUGAGGGAUGAAUUAAGAUGUUGA
This is a messenger RNA of Brugia pahangi, 1038 nucleotides long. NCBI's taxonomy places the organism in Eukaryota, Metazoa, Nematoda, Chromadorea, Rhabditida, Onchocercidae. The record is from the annotation of a GenBank genome assembly.